UUUAACAUUAUUAAUUAACACGGUUAAAUUUAGAUUUUUUUUUAUUAUAUUCACCCAGGCCAAAAAAACAAUUUAAUGCUUAAGACAAAAUUUAGAUCAUUCUUUCUUGCAUUGUAGUUGUCGUUGAUCCAUUUACAAGAGCACAUGCUUGUUGAUCGCAUUAGAGUUACAGUGUGAAAUUUAUGAGGAAAGAGGAGGGAGGGAGAGAGCACAAAUGGUGGGGAGCCAAUCUGCAGGAUCCAGUGAGAAUGAAGAACAAAAACUGGUUCGAGAACUAUGUGCAAAUGGGAUUUGUAUGCAAACAACUGAAGUUGAAGCAAAGCUUGAUGAGGGAAAUAUUCAAGAGGCAGAAUCUUCUUUAAGAGAGGGGUUACAACUAAAUUUUGAGGAAGCAAGAGCCCUUCUUGGAAGGUUAGAAUAUCAAAGAGGCAAUGUUGAAGGUGCCCUUCGUGUUUUUGAUGGCAUUGAUCUACAAGCAGCCAUAGAAAGAUUACAACCAUCCUUUUCUGAGAAACAGCCUCCUAAGAAGGGACGCUCUCGCAGUGAUGCACAGCAAGCAGUUUCAUGGCAUGCUGCUGGCCUGGUGCUUGAAGCAGUAUAUUUAAAAGCCAAGUCUCUUCAGAAACUUGGAAGAUUAAGUGAUGCUGCUAAUGAGUGUAAAAAUGUUCUUGAUGCUGUGGAGAGGAUAUUCCAGCAGGGCAUACCUGAUGUGCAAGUAGAUAAUAGAUUGCAAGGUACAGUUAGUCAAGCUGUAGAGCUCCUUCCAGAGCUCUGGAAGCAGGCUGGUCGCUAUGAUGAAGCAAUGUCUGCUUAUAGACGUGCUCUUCUCAGUCAAUGGAACCUUGAUAAUGACCGCUGUGCAAGAAUUCAGAAAGGAUUUGCAGUUUUUUUACUGCACAGUGGAGUGGAAGCUGGCCCACUCAGUUUAGCUGCUCAGAUUGAUGGUUCAUAUGUACCUAAACAUAAUCUGGAAGAGGCCGUUUUACUUUUGAUGAUUCUUAUUAGGAAAUUUUACCUUGGUAAAAUCAAAUGGGAUCCAUCAGUUAUGGAACACCUCAUAUUUGCACUAUCUCUAUGCAGCCAAAGUUCUAUUUUAGCAAAACAACUUGAAGAGAUCAUGCCUGGGGUAUUUCAUCGUGUUGACCGCUGGAACACUUUAGCUCUUUGUUACUGUGGAUCAGGACAAAACAAUGUUGCUUUAAACCUAUUGAGGAAGUCUCUACACAAACAUGAACGACCUGAUGAUCUCAUGGCAUUGUUGUUGGCUGCCAAGAUCUGUAAUGAGGACUAUCAUCUUGCUGCAGAGGGAGUGGGAUAUGCACAAAGGGCAAUUGAAAAAGCUCAGGGGAUUGAUGAACAUCUAAAAGGUGUGGCUGUUCGCAUGCUGGGUCUUUGUUUGGGAAAGCAAGCUAAAGUUUCUUCCUCUGACUUUGAAAAGUCACGACUUCAGUCUGAAGCAUUGAAAUCAUUGGAAGGUGCAGUUGCAUUUGAGCCAAGCAAUCAUGAUCUGAUUUUUGAGCUGGGAAUUCAAUAUGCAGAGCAACGAAAUUUGAAUGCAGCUUUGCGCUAUGCAAAGCAAUUCAUUGAUGCAACUGGUGGCUCCAUAUUAAAAGGUUGGAGAUUGCUUGCACUUGUUUUGUCUGCUCAACAGCGAUUCUCAGAGGCUGAGGUGGUCAUCGAUGCUGCUUUGGAUGAGACUGCAAAAUGGGAGCAAGGACCAUUGCUCAGGCUAAAAGCAAAGUUGAAGAUCUCACAGUCACUACCCAUGGAUGCUAUCGAAACUUAUCGUUAUCUUCUUGCAUUGGUUCAAGCUCGGAGGAAAUCUUUUGGUCCUCUUAGAAGUAUUUAUCAGGCUGAGGAUGAAAAAGUAAAUGAAUUUGAAGUUUGGAAUGGUUUAGCUGAUUUAUACUCUAGGCUUUCACAUUGGAAGGAUGUGGAGGUAUGUCUGGGAAAAGCCAGAGAAUUGAAACAGUACUCUGCGGAAUUGCUUCAUACAGAAGGUUUUAUGCAUCAAGGUCGUGGGGAAGUCCAAGAUGCUAUGUGCAGCUACAUAAAUGCCUUUUUACUUGAACCAUCAUAUGUACCUUGCAAGAUAUUGAUAGGUGCCCUGUUAUCCAAGAUGGGCUCCGAUGCAUUGCCUGUCGCAAGAAGCAUGCUCUCAGAUGCAUUGAGGAUAGAACCGACAAACCGUAUGGCUUGGUAUUACUUAGGGAUGGUUCAUAGAGAUGAUGGACGGAUGGCUGAUGCCACAGACUGCUUUCUAGCGGCCUCCAUGCUUGAAGAAUCUGAUCCCAUUGAAAGCUUCCGCUCAAUUCGUUGACUGGCUGACGUUCAUUGAAGUUACAUCAAUCACCUUCUGAUAAUUCAUUUAUUUAUUGUUUUCUUUUAUUCUUCCCUCUAUUUGCGGCCAACUUUACACAGCUAUAUAGCUUUCAUCAUUAUCUGCUGCCAAAGACCUAACACUGCAGAGGACCACUUCCUAUUUGGAAGCUCUUCCUACUUAUACUUCCAGGCUUGGAAAUCCAAGAUCACAAAAGAAGAGCAAAGAGGGAAAGUGAGAGAAAGGAGUACUUAACUCGAUUCUGGAAACUAAGAGGAGGGGAAUUUUAAUAUGAUUUCACUGUAGCGUGGAUAUAUUGGGGAGCUUGUAUUGGUAGUAUUUAAUAAUAAAGUACUGGUCAUUUUCAAA
Molecule: messenger RNA, 2689 nt
Organism: Hevea brasiliensis (rubber tree)
Lineage: Eukaryota; Viridiplantae; Streptophyta; Magnoliopsida; Malpighiales; Euphorbiaceae
Product: protein NPG1
Exons: 6
Coding region: 215-2320 (701 amino acids)
Molecular function (GO): protein binding
Source: RefSeq, a predicted model, not a curated record